Dendrobium catenatum is the source of this 778-nucleotide messenger RNA. RefSeq lists its product as uncharacterized. The record is from RefSeq and is a predicted model, not a curated record. The transcript has 3 exons. Lineage: Eukaryota; Viridiplantae; Streptophyta; Magnoliopsida; Asparagales; Orchidaceae. The coding region runs from base 233 to 385 and encodes 50 amino acids.
CUACAAAUCAUAAAUCCCUAUCCGUCUCAGCGUCUAUCCGAUACCGGAUUCUUUCCUUCUUUCCUCGUAGCGAUUCAACCGAUCUCCAAGAAAAGGCGCAAGGCUCCAAACGUGGAGGACACUCUAAAGCUGACCCAUUGGGCCACUCAGGACGAGUUGGAUAAAAUAUUUAUGAGUUCGGUGAGAAGCGCCAGACGUGUUAUUGAAGGAAAGCAGAGCUGCGAAGGAGGAGAUGGCCAUGGCGAUGCCUUUGAGUUUGGCAACCUAUAUAGUGAACAUGGUCUGGUCUUUGCUCGACGGCUGGAUAUCGUCUUGCGUUAUCGUCGCCGACGAAAUCGCUCGCGCUCUUCGCACGGGUGACAUUGGCCCCUUUCCUAUCGGCUGAAGCUUUUCUUCUCGUUUAGCUUUUCAGGAAGAGUUCCACAAGGGAAAUUUCAUAGAAUGAUGGAGUAGGUUUGCAAGAAGUAGUGGAGUUGAUCCGGUUCCAAAGGUUCGCAUGGGUUUUUACUAUGCAGGGUCUACUGUUGUGUUAUCCAUCUUGUAAAGUGUUAGCAUUAAUCCACAGUUGAAUGUCAUUCAUGUAACCUUAUCUUCAAUAGUCUGUUCUUUUCUUAUUGUAUAGUUUACUUUUUAUUUGUCUAAUGCUGCUCUUCAUGUCUUAUUUUGAGUACAAUGAUUGAGCUUGUAUGAGUGCUACAAUAAUCAGAAGGUUUUAUUAAAUAACUUUCUGUUUCAAGACUUCAGAUGCUCAAAAAACAAGAAAAUUCAUUUCUGUUUA